Molecule: messenger RNA, 1714 nt
Organism: Poecilia reticulata (guppy)
Lineage: Eukaryota; Metazoa; Chordata; Actinopteri; Cyprinodontiformes; Poeciliidae
Source: RefSeq, a predicted model, not a curated record
GGGCCACAGACAGGGACCACCAGGACCAAAACCCCUUCCCAUCAUUGGCAACCUGCUGCAGCUGGAUGUUAAGAGACUUGACCAAGCAUUCCUAAAGCUUUCUAAGACGUAUGGAUCUGUGUUCACUGUCCACAUGGGACCAAAGAAGAUAGUGGUCCUGACAGGGUAUAAGACGGUGAAAGAAGCAUUUGUCAGCUAUGCUGAGGAGUUUGGAGAACGGGAAGCAUCCACACUGGCUAAAGAAGGAAAUAUGCUUCACGGUAUUGYRUKKKCCAAUGGMGACUCCUGGAAAGAAAUGCGCCGCUUUGCUUUGACCAACCUGAAGGACUUUGGGAUGGGAAAGAAAGUAUGUGAGGAGAAAAUCAUUGAGGAAUGUCACUUCCUCAUCCAGAAGUUWRAGGAGUUUAAAGGUGAAGCUUUUGAUUUGUCCCAACAUAUGAACUAUGCAGUUAGUAAUAUAAUCUGCUCCAUGGUCUACGGCAAAAGAUUUGAAUAUGAUGAUCCAGAAUUCACUACCAUUGUAAAUCGAACAAACCAAGCCAUUCAACUGUCGGGCUCGCCAUCAAUACAGCUGUACAACAUGUUCCCAAAGAUUGGCAAACUGGUGUUUUCAGCCAGAAAGAAAAUGAGCGAUAUACUUGCUGCCAAUAAACAACAUCAUCUGAUGCUGCUGAACCGUUUGAAAGAGACCCUCAGUCCACAGAUGUGCAGAGGAGUUGCAGAYGCUUUCCUCAUCCGUCAACAGCAACACAAGGAAUCUGGGAUCACUGACAGUCUCUACCACAACGACAACCUGCUGGUUACAGUCAUGAACCUGUUUGCUGCUGGAACUGAAACAACAUCAACUACCCUGAGAUGGGCAUUCCUGUACAUGGCCAAAUAUCCAAAAAUACAAGACCAGGUCCAGCAGGAGCUGAGGAAUGUGAUUGGAAGUCGCCAAGUCCAGGUUGAAGACAGACAGAACCUUCCUUUUACAGAUGCCGUCAUCCAUGAGACACAGAGASUGGCCAACAUUGCUCCUUUGGCAGUUCCUCACAGGACUAGCAAAGACGUCAUGUUCCAAGGUCAUUUUAUUGAGAAGGAAACUCCAGUAUUUGCUGUUUUAACAUCCGUCCUGCAAGAUGAGAGCCAGUGGGAGAAACCGAACGUCUUUUAUCCAGGCAACUUCCUCAGCAAAGAUGGGAAGUUCCUCAAGCGAGACGCCUUCAUGCCUUUUUCAGCAGGUCGCAGGGUUUGUCUUGGAGAGAGUCUGGCCAGAAUGGAGCUUUUCAUCUUCUUCACCACGCUCCUGCAGCACUUCAGAUUUUCUCCUGCACCUGGAGUUACAGAGGAAGAACUUGAUAUAACUCCACGAGUUGGUGGAACUCUGAGCCCUCAACCUCACACGCUGUGUGUUACCCCUUUAAAUUAAGGUGGGGCCUAUAUGUGGAAAAACCUUCUUUGAUCCCAGCAAUAGGAAGAGAAGGAGUUUCAUGAAGGAAGGUCUAUAAUGGAAACCUUAAAAAUCCAGGGCUAAGGCAAUCAUGACCUCUUUGCAGAACAAAGAGGAUCUCUCUUUCACCUGUCAUUCCUCUGGGAGACAUCAGCGAUACAACCUGAAACCUCCUCCUGCUGGCAGAGAAAGGGUCUGCUCUUUGCCCUUUGGAUUGAAAAACAUCCAUGUGACUGCAUUGCAUCUGCUCAGCCAGAGAAAUAAACCUGAUUUUAUUCAGAA